Molecule: messenger RNA, 1101 nt
Organism: Doryrhamphus excisus (bluestripe pipefish)
Lineage: Eukaryota; Metazoa; Chordata; Actinopteri; Syngnathiformes; Syngnathidae
Gene: thoc3
Product: THO complex 3
Biological process (GO): mRNA export from nucleus
Cellular component (GO): THO complex part of transcription export complex
Molecular function (GO): protein binding
Source: RefSeq, a predicted model, not a curated record
GCUAACUACGCUCCGCCCACUGUGACGUCACAUAACCAAGAUGGCGACGCGCUACUAUCAGACGAUGCAGGAAAGCUUCAAGAAUAACAACAAAAGUCGGGAAUUUCCAGCUCAUUCUGCUAAAGUUCACUCCGUGGCGUGGAGUUGUGAUGGUAGAAGGUUGGCUUCCGGAUCUUUUGACAAAACCGCCAGCGUUUUUGUCCUCGAAAAAGACCGACUGGUGAAAGAAAACAACUACCGAGGUCACGGAGACAGCGUGGAUCAGCUCUGCUGGCAUCCCACCAACCCGGAUCUGUUUGUCACGGCGUCUGGAGACAAGACCAUCCGCAUCUGGGACGUGCGGACCACCAAGUUCAUCGCCGUGGUCAACACCAAAGGUGAGAACAUCAACAUCUGCUGGAGUCCCGACGGGCAGACCAUCGCCGUGGGCAACAAAGACGAUGUGGUGACCUUCAUCGACGCCAAGAUGCACCGCUCCAAGGCGGAGGAGCCGUUCAAGUUUGAGGUGAACGAGAUCUCGUGGAACAACGACAACGACAUGUUCUUCCUCACCAACGGCAACGGCUGCAUCAACAUCCUCAGUUACCCCGAGCUGAAGCCCAUCCAGUCCAUCAACGCUCACCCGUCCAACUGCAUCUGCAUCAAGUUCGACCCCACCGGCAAAUACUUCGCCACAGGAAGUGCCGACGCCCUGGUCAGCCUGUGGGAUGUGGACGAGCUGGUGUGUGUGCGCUGCUUCUCCAGGCUGGACUGGCCCGUGAGGACGCUGAGCUUCAGUCACGACGGCAAGAUGUUGGCGUCGGCGUCCGAGGACCACUUCAUCGACAUCGCCGAGGUGGAAACAGGUGAGAAGCUUUGGGAGGUCCAGUGCGACUCGCCCACUUUCACGGUGGCCUGGCACCCCAAGCGCCCCCUGCUGGCCUACGCCUGCGACGACAAGGACGCCAAGAACAGAGAAGCGGGAACGGUGAAGCUCUUCGGCCUCCCCAACGACUCGUAGAUCUUUGCCCCCAGCAGGGGGCGUCGUUGUCCGGGUUGUGUUGUAAAAUAUUAUUUUUUAUCUAAAAUGAAUCUUUUGAUAUUAAACAUGGAUGCUUUUCU